AUGAAAUAAAAUAAUUACAAAACUUCAUAAAUUGAUCUUUCUAGUAUUGGUGAAGAAUCAAAUACUCAAUCAGAUGUAGAAUUAGAAUAAAUAGACAUGGCUAAAAUGAAUUGUUAUGAAUAUUAUACUGCUAUGGAUCCUUUAUCAACUCAAGUCUUCUAAAUUGAUGGUGAACAUCAUAUUAAAGAAUUGUUUAAUCGCUUGAUUAAGAAGGUAAUAGUUAAAGCAUAAGAAAAUGAAAUCUUAAGAAAGUUACCUACUGUGUCUGCUUCCAAUUCAUUAAAUCUUUUAGUUAUGCCUUUGGUGCAAGCAUUCUGUAAACCUGAAAAUCCAAAUAAAGAUAUUCAAAGUGGUGGAUUAGGAGAGGACUUCGAACCUUUACACAUUUAACAAGAAUAAUGGCUGACAUCUAAAAUUAAUAUGGAAAUCAAGCCAGAAAUUAGGCCUAAUACUUGUUAGACUUCAAGUCCAAUGACUUUUGCUAGAUCAAAGGUUUUUGAUUAAACUUAACCAAUCAAAGAAAAGAAAUAGCUUGAUCCUAUGCCUAUAGACUUAGUAGAUCCAUUAGAUAUUAGUAUUACAGAGGAGCAAUUGAGAAAUGAAAAGGAACGAUAAACAAAGGAGAAAUUAGAAUUGAAUGAAGCUGAAAAAAGAAGGAAACUAAAAGAAGAAAAAGAAGAAUAAUUAAAAUACGAAUUGAUGGCAAAAGAUAAGAAAUCAAAGCAAUAUACUUAUGAUUAUGAUGGUAAACUGAUAUCUGUUAACUUGGCUAAAGGUACUAAAUUGCCACCUCCAGCAUCGACCUUGGGAUCUAAAUUUGAUGAGGAUCAAACUGCAAAAGUAAAUCCAAAAAAGAAAUACAAUAAAGUUCCCUGGAAUAAUAAGAAAACCGAUGAUGAAAAGGAUAAAGAGAAAGAUACAUUCAAGUUCAAUCAAAUAGCUCCUUUAGUUGUAGAGAAUAUGAAUUUAUAACCAGGAAUUGUAGUCAUUCAUGAGGGGAGAAUCAAAGAGGGCACCAGACCAAAUACUGUCGAUUUACAGAAAAUGAAUAAUCCAAAUCUGAGAAUGGCAAGGAAUGAAUAUCUUAGUCUUACUUAACAAAUGAAUUCAUCUAUUAACCAUAAUGUUUAAAUUAAAGCAGAAGACAAGCCAAUAAAAGAAAUUGAUAAAGGAAAAGGAUUCAAUUAUGAUAGACUAAAGAGACUUAGCCAGUAAUCAAACAAUCAAUUAGGAGUUAUUAAAAUUAAUUCUACUAAGAUAUUUGAACAAUUGGCAUAAGCUUUUUUUGAGGAGCCUGAAGAAUUACCAAAAAUCAUUAAUUAAUAGACAUCAAAGAGUUCUUAAGAAAACACAUUAAAAGGAGUGAAAAGCCCCAUAGAUUAAUUUAACUUAUCUUUAUAUAAAAAUAAUGUUGUGGGCAAAGAUUAAUAAAAUGAAAUUGGAAUAAAUUAUGAGAAAUUAAAAACACUAAAAGCCAAUUCACGGUAUUACAAUAAUCAUUUUAGAGAAUUGAAAUCCUCAAUAGGAUCAAGAUCCAAUAGACCAAGAGAAAGAAAAAUGUUAUCAGAACAAAGCACCCUACCUACUGUGAGGAGCUAAAAAAACUUUAAAUUAUGA
This is a messenger RNA of Paramecium tetraurelia, 1617 nucleotides long. RefSeq lists its product as uncharacterized. The record is from RefSeq and is a predicted model, not a curated record. The transcript is spliced from 5 exons. Lineage: Eukaryota; Ciliophora; Oligohymenophorea; Peniculida; Parameciidae.